Molecule: messenger RNA, 3281 nt
Organism: Diatraea saccharalis (sugarcane borer)
Lineage: Eukaryota; Metazoa; Arthropoda; Insecta; Lepidoptera; Crambidae
Source: the annotation of a GenBank genome assembly
ACUCAUUUCUUUGGAUUGUGAGGUCGGUUUGGUAGCGUCGUUUUUCAUGACAAUAUUAUAAAAAUGGAAAAUCCUGCUAAAGUUCAGGCAGAGGCUAAUUCUAUAGUGCACGAAUAUAUUCAAGCAUUUGAUAAAUCAAUCGCUCAAAAAUUUUUGGAGAUAACAAAAGCGAAACGCGCAAAAGUAACAUCAACACGUAUUGUGCAAAUUUUACUGCAAAGAAGCCAGUCAGGAAAAGCUCAUCAAAAGGAAGCAUCAAGUUCGGAUGAUUCCAGUGAAGAAGAUGCGAAAGCUAAGAAACCGCAGCCUCAAAUCAAUGGUAAAGGUCCAGUAACAAAGAAAAAACCAGACUCGUCUGACUCUGAUAGUUCCGAUGAUGAAAAACCAGCACAGAACAAACAAAAACCUGUGCAGAAACCUAUUGUAAAUAAAAAAGCAGAAUCAUCAGAUGACAGCGAUAGUAGCGAAGAUAAUGCAACUUCAAAACCAACAAAGCAACCAGUUAAGCCACAGCAGAAAAAUGUACCGGCAAAGGUUAAUAACAAAAAAGAUUCAUCUGAAAGUGACAGUAGCGAAGAUGACCAACCUCAAAAGAAAAUUCAACCUAAACCUACUCCAAUAAAAGCAACUCCAGCUAAGAAGCAAGAAUCUUCAGAUGAUAGUGACAGUAGUGAAGAUGAAAAAGCUAAACAAAAAUCUGCUCCAAAAAGUGUACCUGCUAAACCUGCUCCAGCUAAAAAACAAGAAUCGUCCGAGGAUAGUGAUGAUAGCAGUGAAGAUGAAAAACCUAAAGCUAAAGCAACUCCUCAAUCCAAAGCUUCUGUUGCUCAAAAGAAAAAACAGGAUUCAUCUGAUGACAGUAGUAAAGAGGAAAAACGGGCAGCAACAACUAAGCCAGUUGGUAAGCAACAACCCAUGUCCGUGAAGGCUCAACAAAAAAAACAAGCUUCAUCAUCUGACAGUGAUAGCAGUGAAGAAGAAUCGAAACCCCAACAGAAGACCCCUUUGAAACCAGUUGUGAAAGGAACACCGGCCAAAAAGCCAGAAUCAUCAUCAGAUGAUAGUAGCGAUGAUGAUGAACCAUCUAAAAAAAAACAGCCUACAAAACCCACUCCUGCUAAAGCUGUUAAAAACACACCAGUUAAAAAACAAGAGUCAUCUGAUGAUAGUGAUGAUAGUAGUGAAGAUGAAAAACCGAAAAAGGCAGUUCCAAAACUACAAACAGUGCCAGUAAAACCAGCAAAUAAAGCACCAGCAAAAGCAGAUUCAUCUGAUGACACUGAUAGUAGUGAAGAUGAAAAGCCUGCAAAAAAAGCUCCUGUGAAGACACCUGUCAAACCUACACCAACUAAAAAACAAGAUUCAUCCGAUGAAAGUGAUAGUAGUGAAGAUGAUAAACCUGCCCAAAAAAAACCAGCUAAACCACAACCGCCUGCCAAACCAACUCAAAAGAAAGCCGACACAUCAGAUAGUGAAGAAGAUAGCAGUGAGGAUGAAAAAUCGAAUGUUGCUCCAUCAAAAAUGAAGAAAUCUGCUUCUAAAAAGGCAGAAUCAUCUGAUGAAGAUAGUAGUGAUGAAGAGACUCCAAAACAAAAUCAAGUCAAAAAUUCACAAGCAAAAAAAUCUUCUGAUGACAGUGAUGAUGAUGAAGCUCCUCCUGCUAAAAAAGCUAAGAAUCCAGAGAAUCAGGGAUUCAAAGCUGGUAAAAAAAGGAAAGCUUCUGAAGGCGACGGUGACUCUGCCCCUCCUAAGAAGCCAUACAAUAAUUUUGUAAAGGGAGCAAACGUCGUUUCUACACCAAACUGUGACGAAUUGACAAGCAAUAAACCUGCUCCAUUUCGACGAGUUGUGUCUGAAAAAGUUGAAGUGGAUCCUAGACUUAAGGAUAAUUCUUUUGAAGCUAAGGAAGGGGAGACUCAAGAAAACGACGAAGAUGAAUCUGAAGGCAAUCAAAGUGGGAAUUGGCAAAACCGCGGCCGCGGAGGUUUCAACCGUGGUAGAGGAUUCAAUGAUAGGGGUAGAGACGGAUUCAGAGGAAGAGGUGGUCGCGGGGGCUUCGAUAGGGGCGGUCGCGGUGGCUUCGAUAGGGGCGGUCGUGGAGGCCGGGGAGGAGAUAGAGGUGGCCGAGGAGGUUUUAGGGGAGGCCGUGGAGGAGACAGAGGUGGCCGAGGUGGCGACAGAGGUGGUCGAGGUGGCUUCCGUGGUGGCCGUGGAGACAGACACUCUUGGGGUGGUGACAGAGGAGGAUUCAACAAAAGUUUUAAUGACAGAAAGAGUUUUGACAGUGGAGAUAAUCAAAACAAAAAAAUAGUUUUUGAUUAAAAAGAGUGGUGCCCGCGGUUCAUGGGGUGAGCGUGCUAGCUUAGAUUUGAAACAUACUCGUGGCAAAUCAUUUAAACAUGAGAAAACGAAGAAAAAACGUGGAUCGUACCGCGGUGGCGCUAUCGACACUGGCGUCCACUCCAUUAAAUUUGAAGAUUAAUAAAUGAAUAUUACUAUUAAGUAUUUCAAAUUUAUUGACAUAAGCUUAAGAUAAGAUUCUGUUAUGUUUAUAAGUGUUGACAGCAGAUUUAUAUAUUAUUUUUGUCUCUUUACUUCAUCGCAUUUAUUAUGACUAUGGAUUUAAUUUAGGAGACAAUAGUCUAAUAAUUUUAUGUCUUUAAUCUUACGUUAAUUGUAAGUACCAAAUGUGUAACUAUUUUUUUUUUCACAAAACCUAAGUGUAGGUUUUAUGCGAUUAUUAUGUCGCCCAAUGUAAAUUUGACAGUUAGGCAGUGAAUUGCCAGUGAAUAAUAGGUUCAUUGCUGCAUUAAAUUUGCAUUUACCUGUAUUAGAUGAAAUUAAGAUCUCAUGGGUCAAUUUAAAUGAAACUUUUUGUUACCACAUUUAAAUAAAAAGAGGAAUGUAUCUGAUUAAAAAAGAUUGGAUAUAUUUUACUAGCUUUUCGCUAGUGACUUCGCAUAUGUAUUAUACAUAUAAACCUUUCUCUUGAAUCACAUAUAUUGAUGAAAACCGCAUUAAAAUCUUUUGUGUUGGACUUUGUUAUACCAUAAGAAAUUAUGAACAUUAUUGCUUUUGAAUAAUGUUUCUAAUCGCCAGAAAAAUAUUUGUUAAAAAAUGAGGUAAAUUCAAAAUACUUAAUAUGAUUUAGGCAUUUAUUUUAAUUUGACAAAAUGAUUUAUUUAGCAAAAAAUGGCUACGACUAUUAAGAUUGGAACAAUGAAAAAAGUUGUAAAAACAGGGAAACUACGCGGCUCAAGCCGCUGGCGGAAAGCUAGUAU